AUGCUCAAUCAUCUUACCUUUCAAGGAUUAUUAUGCUCUCAAAUCAAACUUAAAUGUGAGCCAGCAUAUGAAGAUAAUGGUCAAACCCUCGUAAUUUCUUCAAGUUCCGAUCUAACUGAUGAAAUUUUACUGAGUAUUGUAACAACCAAGAACAUUCAAAAACUCGCAAUCAGGAUUUCGGAUUUUACUGAUCUAACCAGUCUUUCUGCUUUUAAUCACAUUCAAAAUUUUGAUUUUUCACAAACUUCGAUAACUCAAAUUCCUCCUAAUUGUUUUAAAGGCUUAAAAAACAUCAAGAAUAUAGUUCUUACAAGCAGUGCAACAAGUAUUAGAGCUUAUGCCUUCGCAAGUUCUUCAAUCGAAUCUGUCACUGCUUCUCAAAUUGUUUCUAUUGAUGAUCAUGCAUUUUACCAAUGUUCAAAUCUUGCAACAAUUGAUUUGUCACAUGCUCAACAUAUAAAAGACUUUGCAUUUACAGAAUCAGGUUUAACAUCAGCUACACUUGAUUCACUACAAGAAUUAACAUAUGCAUUCUACAAAUGUGAGAAAUUAACAACUGUUACUCUUCCUGAAACAAUAGAAGUGAAUUCUCAACUAGAUUCAACAUCAAUCAAAACGAUCACAUUAUUUAACAUUGGAUAUAAAUUCUACAUAGAUUCUCUUGUAGAAUUAACAUUGACUGGUACUGAAAUCUACUUUGGAUAUUCAUUACCAAAACUAGAAAAAGUUAAGCUUACAAAUCCAGAUUUAUUUAGUGUAUCAAUAACAGAGCAAAUGGUAUUGCACACCAUAGAAUUACCUGAAUCAAAUAUAUUGUCUGCUUGUUUCACAUUGAACCCUAAAUUAAAGACAGUUACAAAUGGUCAAUCGAUUCGUUCUCUUGCAACUGAUGCUUUCGCUAGUUGCACAUCUCUUGAAACAAUUGAUUUAUCUAAUGUUGAUCAAUUCGAAACAGAUAUAUUCUUAAAUUGUUACAGUCUUAAAACAAUUCAUGGUUUCAAUGAUGUCGAGUCAUCUCAAAUAGUAUUGAAAGGUGCACCAUUUAAAUUUUGUUGGAAUUUAAAGAUUACUGAAAUUUCUGAAGGAAAAUUUAAUUUUUUUUAUGAUCAGUAUAUUAUGAAUAACCCAAUUAGUAAUGCAUUCGCAUACACUGGUAUUGAAGAUUUAACAAUCAAAUAUUAUCCAGAAACUGGUCUUUAUUUCUAUGGAUGCAAAAAUUUGAAAAGAGUUGAUAUGUCUCAAUUAACUGGAAAAACAUAUCUUCCAAAGUAUAUGUUUAGAGAUUGUAUAAACCUUGAUACUGUUAUAUUCCCAGAUGAAGUUACAAGUAUUCAUUAUUUCGCUUUCGAAAACACAAAACUAACAACAUUAAAUCUUAAAAAUAUCAAGUUUAUUGGAGUUUUCGGAUUUUCGAAUUGUAAUGUCCAAGAAUUGACAAUGAAUUACAAUUUCAAAAUAGCGGACUCUGGUGGUUUUAUUGAUGAAUGUGUUGAAAGGCCCGAUAAAAUGGAAAAUUAUGAUUAUUUGGAAUAUGAAAAAAUGAUAAAUUAUGAGAGAAUAAAUGAUGGUAAUGAUUAUCCAAAUGAGCAUAUGCGCCACUAUGUAACUCCUUUCUGGAAUUGCAAGAUGUUGAGAAAGAUAACAUUGGGAAGCGAAGUUACAUCAUUUUCACUUAAAUAUUUCCCUAAUUCAACAAUCACGGAAAUAGUGUUAGACAAUAAUAAUAAUUUUGUAGUUGAAAAUGGCAUUUUAUAUGAUACAACAAAAACAAUUAUUUAUGCAUAUUUCAAUACACAAUCAACAGAAUUUACUGUUCCUGAUACUGUUGAAACAAUUUCUCCGUUUGCUUUAGCUUACAGUCCAUAUGAAACUAUUACUGUACCAAAGCAUAUCAACAUUAUCAAUGGUCUUUUUGCUUUCUGUCAUAAGCUGAAAGAAGUAACAAUUCAAGCUAAAAUUAACAGAUUAGGAGAUUAUACUUUCUCUCAUUGUUACAAUCUUGAAACAAUUAAUUUUGCAGAAGGAUCAUCAUUGAUUUCAAUUGGUCAUGAAUGCUUCAUUUGCUGUUACAAAUUAUCUAGUUUACCAUCAAUGGAAAAUGCCAUAUCUCUUGGAAAUUAUUCAUUUGCAUACUGUACUUCAUUAACAUCUAUCAAUAUACCUAAAGUUAGUCUCAUUCCGUCAUUUUGUUUCUGGCAUUCCAACAUUGCACAAUUUACUUUCGCCCCAACACUGUCAAUUGUCAAAGAUAAUGCUUUUAAUUCAACUAAAAUCCAAAGUUUUAGUUGUCCAGAAACAUUAGUUUAUAUUGGAGUUGGAGCAUUUGCAAACUGUAUAAAACUUACAUCAUUCACGUACAAUGAAAACAAUAAAAUAACAGCAAUUCUUCAAGGAGUGUGGUAG
Messenger RNA from Trichomonas vaginalis G3, 2403 nucleotides. Its product is annotated as antigen BSP-related family. The record is from RefSeq and is a predicted model, not a curated record. The transcript has a single exon. Bases 1 to 2403 code for a protein of 800 amino acids. Lineage: Eukaryota; Parabasalia; Trichomonadida; Trichomonadidae.